UUGGUCGGAGAUCCACAGAGAGAAAACGAGAGGCAGAGGGGGAAAGAAAACCAGCGUCCGCCUUGGAUUCAGAUAUAUUUAUAUAUAUAUAUAUAUAUCUAUAUCUAUAUAAAAUACGUAUUCUUCUAAAAGAAAAUAAUAAUAAUAAAAAAACAAAAAAAAAAUAACGGGCAGACACAGGUAGAACCGAGGCCUCCAAAAACAGAUGGCUGCCACUCAGGAUGUGAAAGGGAAGGGAGAGGGAGGGGAUCAAAAUUUUGACUACAUGUUCAAGCUGCUGAUCAUUGGCAACAGCAGUGUGGGGAAAACGUCUUUCCUGUUCCGCUACGCCGACGACGCCUUCACCUCAGCUUUCGUCAGCACAGUGGGCAUCGACUUCAAAGUGAAGACUGUGUACAAGAACGACAAGAGGAUCAAAUUGCAGAUCUGGGACACAGCAGGCCAAGAACGCUAUAGGACCAUCACCACUGCCUACUACCGCGGAGCCAUGGGCUUCAUCCUCAUGUACGACAUCACCAACGAGGAAUCCUUUGGUGCUGUGCAGGACUGGUCAACCCAGAUAAAAACCUACUCAUGGGAUAAUGCACAGGUGGUGCUGGCUGGGAAUAAGUGUGACAUGGAAGAAGAGAGAGUCGUCUCAGUGGAUAGUGGCAGACUGCUGGCAGAACAGUUGGGUUUUGAGUUCUUUGAGACGAGCGCCAAAGACAACAUCAACGUGAAGCAGACCUUUGAGCGUCUUGUUGACCUAAUUUGCGACAAGAUGUCUGAGAGCUUGGACACUGAUCCGGCUGUCACCACGGGAGCCCCUACUGCCAAACUCACAGACAGCGCUCCGCCCCUCCAGCAGCCCGGCUGCAACUGUUAGUGAGCGAUGUCAGGGAGCAGAAGGAGAGCAACACAGGUCCCGUAAGGUGGUAGAGUGUGCAGAGUAUUCUUCUCCCUCAGCAUUAUCACUCCUGCUAUAGUGCUGCUUUUUCUGGACUACACUUCAAACCCCGUUAAGUCGUAGAAUUACAAAAAGCUGUUGUAUUAUCUCUUAACUUUAUCACCUUAUAUCAAGAGCUAAUAACCAGGAAAACAGACAUGGCUGUUGUAAAAUGUGUAACAUUACAGUAUAUCUUGAAUACACAGACACCAUAUUCUCAUUCUUUGGCUAGUUAGUGUGGUUACAAACUAAGUAUGUUUAAUAUGGUUGGAAAUAGUUCACACUGUACAUUUAAUCCUUAAGACCUUUAAAACCUAUAAUGAUAUAACAACAAUAAUAAUAAUAAUAAUAAUAAUAAUAAUACCUUGAAGGAUAGUCAGUGAGUGCUUUAAUAAGCCUUUUAUUUUUUACGUUUUUGUACAGUAUGUAUUUUCCUUUUAUAGGUUCGUUUCCUGAAGCUGCCAAAUCUAUGAUUUAGUGCACUAUAGGAUGUAGCGGCUUUCUUUUGUGUAAUGUGUGUUCGUGUGGCUGUUGUGUGACUGCACACUAAGUGAGUUUGCAUGAGUGUGAGUAUUACGUCUGAGUCAUAAAUGACUGCAACUUCGCCAUCUAAAAAUCAUCUACCUUGGAAAAAAGUGGCCUUUUAGCAUCUCCAAUACGGCCUCUGUAAGUCCCUCUGUCCUGCUUUACUGUUAGAAUGAAUUGAGUAUGUAUAAAGCUAACGUGAGUACUAGUCCACCCUUUGCUGUCUGUAGAUGUGAUUCCUCUAAGUAUAUCUAUUAAGUGUAUCUUAAGCAACCAUUUCCUUGUGCUUAGCCUCUGAGACGACCUUUUAUAGUUUUAGUUUGACGCAACGAGCAUGCUGCCAAAAACUCAAAAAAUGUUUGCUGUUUUAUUUUAAGAUAGGCCUUACCCAAACCUAACCAUCCUCAGCUCCAUAUGAGAGCAACGAUCCAGCAUUUCAUUAAAGGAAAAAUCACUUACUGUCAAAGCACAGCACAGUGUAUGAUACACAACAAAUGAUGAGCUCUGGCAUGGAAUAAACAGCCAUAUAUUAAAAAAUGUUAUAUAAUUUUUGACUCAGCAUGCUUAAAUUCGUGUUCGUACAAGAAAAUGAAGUCAUCCCCCUGCCCCCCCCCCCAAACACACACACACAAAAAAAGGAAAAAUCUCCACAGAUUGACAGUAAUGUAAAAAUUGAAGCUUCUCAUAGCAGGCAUAUACCGUACUUUUGUGUCUUAAUGUUAAUUCCAUGUAAUAGGAACGUUGUAGCUUGUUUUAAAAUCAAGAAAUUUUUCAGUUCUGUUAUAUUAGAAAAAAAAAAAAACAUUUGUGCCAAAACAUUACAGUUCUUUUAACAUUGUUGUUUGUUGCAUAGAUGAAUAAAAGCUCAAAAAAUUGCAUGAAGUCAGUCCUGACGUACCUGUGUAGAUUUCUAUGAUAAGAUACUGUAUAUAUCACGCUGUGUUACAGAUUUAGGAGCAUUGUCAUAGCAUUCGCUGUGAGAUGCAAUGGGCCAAUAAGUGCAAUAUUUUAUGAAUUAUACCCUGUACAUAGUUUUUCCUGUCCUCGAGUACAAUGACCCUAGCUGCCUCAUGUGAGUGACAGUAGGUCAGAAUAACUCGGAAACUCGAGGGUGUGCUUCAUUCAGUAACUGCAGCCACUGAAUGUGUGACUGUAAGUGUGUAUGUGUGUGUACCUGCCAUAUUGAAGAGACAAAUUACGUAAUAUAGUGUACUGUUUGUGUAUACCUUUUGUACAAAUGUAUUCACAUACUAUAUGCUGUUCCUGCUAACUGUUGGAUGUUGACUGAACUCGUAUUAUCAUGUCAAAAUGCAGUGUUGUUGUGAAAGAUAGUCAGGGAGAUAACUUAGUCCAUGACAUAUGCCAUACUGUUUUAUUAAUGCCAAGAAUAGGAAUACACAUAAACUAGUUCAAAGCGCCUAUGUGUACACAUCUGUGUAUGUGUGUGAUAUUAUAAUUUGAAGCCAGUAGCCAUGAAUAAAUUAUUGUAAUGAUCAGUUCAGAUUUAUUUUACAGAGGGAUGGUUAGCAUCAGCCAAACAGUCACUCUAGUAAAAUCUCAUUUUAAAACACUAUGUCUUUACAUAUAACUGAAUAUAUUUAUUUGUUGGAGUGCAAGCAAACCAAGAAGUAUGUUUUUGAGAUUAUAGGAAAUAAAUCAAAUUCUAUCUG
Messenger RNA from Archocentrus centrarchus (flier cichlid), 3120 nucleotides. RefSeq names its product RAB3C, member RAS oncogene family (gene rab3c). The transcript has 5 exons. NCBI's taxonomy places the organism in Eukaryota, Metazoa, Chordata, Actinopteri, Cichliformes, Cichlidae. The coding region runs from base 206 to 865 and encodes 219 amino acids. The record is from RefSeq and is a predicted model, not a curated record. Gene Ontology annotation, molecular function: GTPase activity; GTP binding.